This is a messenger RNA of Lachancea mirantina, 960 nucleotides long. Lineage: Eukaryota; Fungi; Ascomycota; Saccharomycetes; Saccharomycetales; Saccharomycetaceae. The record is from the annotation of a GenBank genome assembly.
AUGUCAGCAAGCGUUGAACAAGACGCAGUUGAUUUGGAAGCGCGGCUGUCGCCGCGCAACCGAAGCGGUGGGGUUCUGCGCGAAAAUCUGAAGUCUUUUGCGGCAGGAGGCGUCGGAGGCGUCAGUGCAGUGCUCACGGGCCAUCCGUUCGAUUUGAUCAAAGUCCGUUGUCAGGCCGGCCACGCGUCGGGCACCUUCGACGCAGUGGGGGCCAUACUGCGCGAAUCGCGUGCUCAAAGUGGGCCCGUGGUGUUGAACGCAGCGCGCGGGUUUUACCGAGGUGUCGUACCGCCUUUGCUCGGCGUAACUCCGAUUUUCGCAGUCUCGUUCUGGGGUUACGACGUGGGCAAGAAAUUGGUGCAUUCUGUCAGUUCUCCAGAUUCGCCCAGCACGAGUUUGAGCUCGAUCAAGCUGUCUACGGGCCAAAUGGCCGCGGCGGGGUUCAUCUCUGCAAUCCCCACGACGCUGGUCACAGCUCCAACAGAACGUAUCAAAGUGGUGCUCCAAACGUCGCACGAUUCUUCGUUUAUCGGGGCCGCGCGCCGAAUUGUAGCAGAGGGAGGUAUCCAAUCGCUUUUCCGAGGCACAUUGGCCACUCUAGCGCGCGACGGACCCGGUAGUGCGCUUUAUUUUGCCUCUUACGAGGUUUGCAAGCAUUCUUUGAGCAAAGGGAAAAAUGAAGAUGAAUUGAGCGUGGCCAACGUUUGUAUCGCGGGCGGCGUAGCAGGCGUGAGUAUGUGGCUCGGCGUUUUCCCAAUCGACACCUUGAAAACGAAACUGCAGUCGGGUAGUGGGAGUAUGAGCAUGACGGGUGCCGCACGUGAAAUUUACGUUGCGCGCGGUAUCAAAGGGUUUUUCCCGGGAGUGGGACCGGCUCUACUGAGAAGCUUCCCUGCCAAUGCUGCCACAUUUUUGGGAGUUGAGUUGACGCACGCUCUAUUUCGAAAAUAUAAUGUUUAG